AUGUCUGUCUCCCCACAGGGAGACAUUGGCCCUCGCGGCCCCAUUGGAGGCAGUGGCUCUCCUGGACUGCCAGGAACAAAAGGACUUGAAGGAGAGGCGGGCCCCAAAGGAGUAACAGGUCCCCAGGGUCCCCCGGGGAAACCUGGCUCUCCCGGUGGAAUGAUAAUUCAGCGUACAGGAACCCCUCAGCACAGAAGAGGAUCCCAAAAUGUGAUGACGAAGAGGCUUCGACAGAGACAGGAGGUGCAGAGAGACCAGGAGGAAGAGGAGCGGCAUGAGGAGGAGAAAGAGGAGUUCAGUUGGCCUCUAGGCACCCAGGAGAACCCAGCCACCACCUGCAGAGAACUGGGCCUCAUACACCCACACCUACAAGACGGGUAUUUCUACAUGGACCCCAAUCAGGGCUGCCACUUCGACGCCCUGCAGGUCUUCUGCAACUUCACCGCAGGAGGACUAACAUGUCUGCAACCUAACCAAUCUCAGAUCUCAAUGGUGUGGUCAUCAGAUGCUCGUAAGUCCAACAGCUCCAUCCGGUGGUUCAGCCAGCUCCCAAACAGCUCCAGGUUCAUGUACCCGGGUCUGGACGUGGUGCAGCUCCGUUUUCUACGGUUACAGAGUAACUCGGCAACACAGGAAGUGACUAUACAGUGCAACAGUGCCAAGGAAAACAGCACAGCCAAUCACAGGGCGAGGAUGCAACGGGUGCUUCAUCUCCUAGGAGACUCGCAGAUAAAGAUUGGAGCACCACACACUACAGUGUCCAGACAUGGCUGUCAGGUGGCAGUGCAGGUGAGGGUGCAGGGCAACAGUGAGCUGGACAGGGGCGAUAUGGUGCUGCUGCCCCUGAGGGACCUGGGCCUGGAGUACAAGGGGCAACACAGGGAGAACAACAUCUCACUGGGCCUGGAGCACAGGGAAGAGCACCAGGAGAGACACGUCACCGCCCUGCUGUUGGGCCCUCUCUGCUUCUUAUAGCACCCACACUCCUCCACCACACUCUGCUCCUUAGAACAGGGGUGUCAAACUCAAAUUGACUGAGGGCCAAAAUCAAAAUCUGGA
Molecule: messenger RNA, 1059 nt
Organism: Engraulis encrasicolus (European anchovy)
Lineage: Eukaryota; Metazoa; Chordata; Actinopteri; Clupeiformes; Engraulidae
Product: collagen alpha-1(II) chain-like
Exons: 8
Coding region: 1-975 (324 amino acids)
Biological process (GO): extracellular matrix organization
Cellular component (GO): collagen type IX trimer
Molecular function (GO): extracellular matrix structural constituent conferring tensile strength
Source: RefSeq, a predicted model, not a curated record